AAAUCCAUUGUGCAUUUCUUCUAAAUUAAAAUGGCAUUUGCUAGCUGGAAAAAAAUAGUUUCAUAAAGUGCAGUACAAUAUACGAAAUUGCAUGCAGCUUUUCUCCAUCAAAAACUAUGCGCGUGUGCCCAUCUAUGCAAGUGUGUGUGCGUGUGUCUGAGUGAAAUUCCAACAAUGCGCAGGGAACGAGUUGGCUGAAAUUUCUUUAUGCAAAGCGUACGCAAUAAAAACGAGGAAGAAGAAGAGCGAGCGAUAAAGCCAGGAAAAUUAUAGAUACUUUGAAAAAAACUUAAUCACAAGGUCUAAAGUUCAGCACACAUAUCACCCAACUGAUUGGCAUGCCGUAGCUGCAGUCGCUGAAGUAGCAGCAGUUGCAGCAGCAGCAGCAUUAGCAGCGCCUUAAUGGAUCCAUAUCAUCAUAUCAGACAUCAUUAUCCACCCACUAGUACAGCCGGCACAACGGUGGUUGGCAGCGGCACCAAUAGCACAAUCAUUCGACCAGAAUUGCAUCAAAAAUGCAAUCGUGGCUCGCAUUCGAGUGACACAAGUUCAGCGUACAGCGGCAGCGAUACAAUGGCCUCUGUCUAUGGAUCAUCGCUGGAGGCCGAGGAGAUCGAUCUCUCCGGCCUCGUCGAGUCUGUGGUCGACUCCGAUGAGGAGGAUCUCGCCGAGAGCAUGGAUAGCCUCAAUGUGCGGGAUGCGGUGCGCGAUUGCCUCGAGAAGGAUCCGUCGGAGCGCAGCGAAGACGAUGUGGAAAUCCUGCUGGAGUUCACGCAGGGCCUGAAGGCAUUCACAAACAUAACGCUAGCGGUGCGACGAGCUCUCUGUUCCGUGAUGGUGUUCGCUGUGGUGGACAAGGCUGGCACCGUUGUCAUGUCCGAUGGCGAGGAGCUCGACUCGUGGUCGGUGCUAAUCAAUGGCGCCGUCGAAAUCGAGCAUGCGAAUGGCACACGCGAGGAACUGCAAAUGGGCGACUCCUUUGGCAUACUGCCGACCAUGGAUAAAUUGUAUCAUCGCGGCGUGAUGCGCACCAAAUGCGAUGAUUGUCAGUUUGUGUGCAUCACCCAGACCGACUACUAUCGCAUCCAGCAUCAGGGCGAGGAGAAUACGCGCCGGCAUGAGGAUGAGAACGGACGUGUUGUGAUUGUCACCGAACUGCGCUCGAUUGGCGGCAGUGGAGCGGAGAGCGCCACAACAACUGGCGGCAGCGGAUCAGCGGCCACAGCACAUUUGAAUACGAAGCGCGGUCAUGUGGUGAUCAGAGGCACACCGGAGCGACUGCUGCAGCAGCUUGUCGAGGAGAACUCGAUGACGGAUCCAACAUAUGUCGAGGAUUUCCUGCUAACGCAUCGCAUUUUCAUACACAAUCCCCAAGAGGUGACCAGAAAACUGUUGCACUGGUUCGAUCUCGAGCAGCUGGACACGCACAAAACGCAGGAGCUGAGAGAUCGGGUCACUCGCGUCGUUCUACUCUGGGUGAACAAUCAUUUUACCGAUUUCGAGGCGGAUCACGAAAUGAUGGAGUUCCUGGAGAUCUUUGAGGCUGGCCUGGAACGCAAAAAGCUGCUCAGCCAGCUGCGUUUGCUGCACAUUGCAUGUGCAGCCAAAGCGCGCAUGCGCAGCUGCAUCUUGACGCGUUCCUCACGCGACGAACCACUCAAUUUCCAAAUUAUUGGCGGCUACGAGCUGCGCGGCGUGGCAGCUGCCACAGGCAAUGCCUCCGUCGGCAUUUACAUAUCGCACGUGGAGCCGUGCUCAAAGGCCCAGGAUGUCGGACUGAAGCGUGGCGAUCAAAUCCACGAGGUGAACGGUCAAUCCCUGGAUCAUGUGACCAGUAAACGGGCCAUGGAACUGCUGACGGGCACCACCCACCUAAGCAUUCAAGUGAAAAGCAAUCUGCUCGGCUUCAAGGAGAUCAUGCAGGCCCUGGAGCAUGGCAGCGGCAGCUCAGCCAGCAGCGGUGGUGGUAGCGGUGUCGGCGGUGGCAUUAGCUCCAGCGGCAAUGGCAGCUUUAAAAGUUUGCGCAGUCCACGUCGGAUUUGUGCGAAUGACAUUGCCAAGCUGCACGGACGCAGCGACAGCACCAGCGAGGACCUGACCAAUCGGGCGCACAUGGUGCGUCUCAGUUCGGUGGAUAUGCUGCUCGAUCAGCCGGACUGUGCGCCGCCCCAGACGCCGCCAGUGAGUGGCGGGGGCGGCGGUGGCAUUAUGGCCUCGAACUUUAUGCAACAGCUGCUGCAGAGCGUCAACUCGAAUUCGGCGAAAAAGGGCAGUGUCGAGGAUGCCAAACCGGGCGGCUUCAUGACCCUGGCGCCCAAGCGACGUCUGCAGAAGGCGCUGGCCAAAAUGAAUCUGCUAAAUAAACAGCAACAGCCGCUGGUUGGCAGCCUCAACGACAGCUCCGACACGCUGCUGAAUGAGCCGCAGUGCAAGGCCAAGUUGUCCGCUGCCAGUUCUGGCAGCAGCAGCUGCGCCUCCACAACCAACAUGUGCAACAUGGCCGGUCGCCUCUAUCAGUCGCAAUCGAAUCCGGAUCUGAGCAGUCUCAACUAUGACAACAGCAACAGCGAACCCAUCGCCAUGCUCCAAGUCAACUAUUUGCAGGCGCAUCUACAUCGGCCAUCGGCUGCGAGCACGCUGACUGCUAGCUCCAUGCUGCCGCCGGACUAUCCGGAGCAUGUGCUCAAGGUGUACAAGUCGGAUCAGACGUGCAAGUAUGUGCUCAUCUACAAGGAGACGACGGCCCAUGAGGUGGUCAUGUUGACACUGCAGGAGUUCGGCAUCCACGAUCCAAGCUCCAAUUUCUCGCUGUGUGAGGUCAGCGUGGGCGAGGGCGGCAUGGUGAAGCAGCGCCGGCUGCCCGACCAGCUGCAGAAUCUAGCGGAACGCAUCAGUUUCGCUGCUCGCUAUUAUCUCAAGCUAAACGACAGCACCGAGCCGCUGGUGCCCGAUGAGCUUGCCUUGGAGCUGGUGCGGGAGUCGGGUGUGCAUUUCCUGCAGCUGAAUGCAUACGAGCUGGCCAUCCAGCUGACACUGCAGGAUUUCGCCAAUUUCCGUCAGAUCGAGUCCACGGAGUAUAUCGAUGAGCUGUUCGAGCUGCAGUCCAAGUACGGUGUGCCGAUGCUGAGCAAAUUCUCGGAGCUGGUCAAUCGCGAAAUGUUCUGGGUGGUGAGCGAAAUAUGCGCUGAGCACAACAUUGUGCGUCGCAUGAAGAUCGUUAAGCAGUUCAUCAAGAUUGCCCGGCACUGCAAGGAGUGCCGCAAUUUCAACUCCAUGUUUGCCAUCAUCUCGGGUUUGGGACAUGGCGCCGUUUCGCGGCUACGUUUGACCUGGGAGAAGUUGCCGUCAAAGUAUCAGCGUCUGUUCAAUGAUCUGCAGGAUCUGAUGGAUCCAUCGCGCAACAUGUCCAAGUACAGGCAACUGGUAUCCGCCGAACUGCUCGCCCAGCAUCCCAUCAUACCGUUUUAUCCCAUUGUCAAGAAGGAUCUGACAUUCAUCCAUCUGGGCAACGAUACCCGUGUGGAUGGUCUGAUUAAUUUCGAGAAAUUGCGCAUGCUCUCCAAGGAGGUGCGUCUGCUGACGCACAUGUGCAGCUCCCCCUACGAUCUGCUGGCCAUAUUGGAGCUGAAGGGACAAACGCCCUCCAACGCCCUCUUCUCGCUGAACCAAAUGUCUGCGUCGCAGAGCAAUGCUGCCGCGGGCACCGUAAUUGCAGCCAACGCUGGACAGGCUACGAUUAAGAGGCGCAAGAAAUCGACAGCGGCGCCCAAUCCCAAGAAGAUGUUCGAGGAGGCGCAGAUGGUGCGACGCGUCAAGGCCUAUCUGAACAGCCUGAAAAUACUCAGCGAUGAGGAUCUGCUGCACAAGCUGUCGCUCGAAUGCGAACCGCCGCAUGGCUCCACCUACUCGGGCAGCAUUUCGCAUGGCAACACCUCGCAUCGGAGCGCCGGCAGUGGCAGCAUCAAUGCCAGCAAUGCGGGCGCUGGCAGCAUCAAUGCUGGCGGAGAUCAGCUCAGCAUUUAUUCGCACACCAGCUCCAGUUCUGCACCGAAUUCAUCGCUGUCGCUGCGCAAACGGCAUCCCAGUUCGCCGACACUCUCCACGACCAGUUCGACGAGCUCGACCAGCGACCAUCAGCGUCGCCAGCAGCUGCACAACAAUGGACCCAAAUUUGGCACCGCUUCGCCGCAGGCGGUCAAGAAAAUGCUCUCGCUAUCCGAAUCCUCGAAAAUACGGCCACAUCAGCCAUUUGUGCCGCGCCACAAUUCGGCCCUGCCCGGCGUCAUUCCGCCGCUACAUCAUCUACAUGCCGCCCAUGGAUUUAGCACACCAGCCGCCGGAGUUGUUGUCCCAUCGCCAUCUGCUGCCGCUGCGGCUGCUGCUGGUGCUGGUGCUGCUGUCCCAGCCAGCGUGGUCAAUGCACAGUGUACGCCCAGUCCCAGUCCGUGUGCACAUCGACGUUUAGCAUCUGGAGGCAACAUAAUGCCGACCCGUGCGAUACACGAGCGUUCCCAUUCCGAUACGCCCGCCCCCCCGCCGCCGCUGCCUUCGGUGGAUCUCUCGCUGGAGAGCAGCAGUGUGACCACAUUUCGUGAUUUACCGCUGCGCAAAUCCGUGACUUCCGGUUCGGUUUCAUCGUGUGACAGCGGGCAUGGCUCCUACGCCCAGCAGCAGCAACAACAACAACAUUCGCAUCAUCAGCAACACCAUUUGACAUACCAACAACAGCAACAACAACAACAACAAUCGCAGCAACAACAGCAACACAAUGAUCCAUCGCCGCCCGUUUAUACGGCUGCUGAUUGCCGGCUGUUGCAGCAGAUAUCGAACAAUGCCGUCACACGGAAUUUGAAUAGUCCCUGCCAGAGCACGAGCACACCACCCAGCACACCCACACCACCAACACCACCACCACCGACACCACUACAACAACCACCAACAGCAUCCAUACAGUCAACACCGCUUCCUGCACCGCCAGUGCCCUAUUUGCAUAUGCGCAGCCACCAGCAAUUGCAACAGAUACAACAGCAAUUGGCAAUGCCACCACCACCGCCACCGGUCUACACAAGCAGCCUGUACAAUCACCAUCACAGCAAUGCAACCACCAACAGGCAUCUAAACCACAUGCAUGGUGGUCCGCCAAAUUUUAUGGAUAGCACCAAGUGUACCAUAUGCCCCAUGCCACCCAUGAAUCAAUAAAUCAAACUGUGCUGUUUUAACUACUAAAUGUUAAUUUAAUUAGUUCAUAUAUAUAGAUGCCAAAAUUUGUUAAUGGUUGUGGUUUCCAUGUUACCAACAAACAAACAUUCACAUACAUCAAUCGUCAUCGUCAUAUAUACAACAAGAACAAAAACUAUGAAAAUAUGUUGCAUAUACAUGUUCAAAAUCCCAUUUAUCAUUUAUCAGCGUCAACGUUCGAAAUCCCAUUGUCACGUAUUCUUAGAUUAAGCGCCUAACAAUUAGUUUUGCUGUAUGUUUUAAGUGGCUUACGAUUAAUUUUAAUUUAGCACAAUUCUUUGUAAACAUUUUCCUCAAAAAAUAAGUCAAAACAAUAAGAAUGAUCCACAAAGUUGUUGCCUUCUCACAUGCAUAGAAAAAAAAGAAAAGAAAAAAAAAACGUCUGCAGGCAGACCAAAGUAGCAGACCCCAAUCAAAACUUUUGCAAUCAAAAACUCUUUUGAAGACUUUCAGUUGGCACUUAGGAAAACAAAAAAAAAAAACAAAAAACAAAAUAA
This is a messenger RNA of Drosophila grimshawi, 5735 nucleotides long. RefSeq names its product rap guanine nucleotide exchange factor 2 (gene PDZ-GEF). Gene Ontology annotation, biological process: Ras protein signal transduction; positive regulation of GTPase activity. The transcript has 9 exons. Gene Ontology annotation, molecular function: guanyl-nucleotide exchange factor activity; protein binding. NCBI's taxonomy places the organism in Eukaryota, Metazoa, Arthropoda, Insecta, Diptera, Drosophilidae. The record is from RefSeq and is a predicted model, not a curated record. Gene Ontology annotation, cellular component: plasma membrane; apical plasma membrane. Bases 403 to 5199 code for a protein of 1598 amino acids.